AUGGACUAUGCUAAAUUCAGACUUGGAUGGGCUUUGCUCGACGACCUAUACGGAUCGGGCAGGCAUGACGACCAUAAGAGGUUGGGCAAGCCCAAAGAUAUAAACGGGCUAGGCGGGCCCGACAAACCGAACGAGUCGAUCAAGCCCAACGAUCCAGAAAAUUCGAGUGAGCCCGAUGAAUCGAACGGGGCAGGUGGGCCUGAAGAUCCGAACGGGCCAAGCGAGCUCAAAGACCCGAACGGGCCAAGCGGGUCCGAUGACUCGAAUGGCUCAAGCGAGCUCGAAGAACCGAACGGGUCAGGCAGGCCUGAAGACCCGAACGGGUCAGGCGGACUCAAAGAAUCGAACGGGCUGCCCAAAGACUCGAACGGGUCAGGAAGGCCCAAAGACCCGGACGGGCCCGACGACCCGAACGGGCCCGAAGACUCGGAUGGGGCGGACGACCUAGACGGGCCUGGGCCUGAUGACCCAGACGGGCUCGGCGACCCGGACGGGCGCGAUGACCCAUACAGGCCUGACAACCCGGACAGGUCUUACGACCCGAAUGGGCACGACGACACGAUCGGGCCGGAUGACCCGGAUCGGCCGGACGAUCCGGAAGGACCUGACGACUCAAACGACCCAGAUGGGCCCGACAACCCGGACGAGCCCGAUGACCUACACGAGCCUUAUGACCCAGAUGGCACGACAACACGAACGGGCGCAUCGACCCAAACGGGCCCUACGACCCAGACGGGCUCGACGUCCUAG
Messenger RNA from Vigna unguiculata (cowpea), 750 nucleotides. NCBI's taxonomy places the organism in Eukaryota, Viridiplantae, Streptophyta, Magnoliopsida, Fabales, Fabaceae. The record is from RefSeq and is a predicted model, not a curated record.